AUGCUGGACGAGACUGGAGGUGUGCCCUUGCGCUUUGCCUUGGUGCAGCGUGGUGGAGCGGCCCACGAGGUGACUCUGCAUGGGACGGAGGUAGCGUUCUUGGGCCGGGCCCCGAAGAGCGCCGUCGUGGUCAACGAGUCAAGGAUACAGAUGCCAGACAUGUCGGCAUCGGAGUCAUCCGCCACCGGACAGCCUGUGCAGCCACCGCCCUUGGAGGUUGCCUCGGGCGAGUCUGAGGUGAAGGAUGAGGAGCCCCAUGGCCUUGGCCGGAAGGUCGCGAGAUUUUUCGGCAACGUGGGCUAUCGUGUCUUCGACAACAUGAGCUUUGUUGGCGAGGUCCUCGUCGAGUUCCUCGAGUUGGACAAGCAUCCGUAUCAGCGCGAGAUGGACGAAAUGCGCAGGCAGCAGCGCCGUCGGAAAGAAGCGCAGCAGCAGCAUGAGGCCGAAGCCAUCGCAUCCCUGGAGGAGGCGGCGGGGCCAGAGACAGCUGAGGACGCUAAAGGUGUUUCAUCCGCACACGUGGAGUUCUCGGCCGGGCGCAUUGGCAACGGAAAGCCCCGUGCCAAGAGCUGCAGCCAGCUUGCAAACCCGCCUGGCAUACACACCAACACUUGCGCCUUCGUCCAACUGUCCGACUUGCACAUCCACAGAGAAGGAUGUCUGGUUUGCUGCGAGCUCACUCUCUACGGCGAUCUUCCAAUGCGCUCAUGGCUCAGGCACUCCCAGCGUACGGCGGGCGACGCCGGCAAGCUGAUUGGACAUGGUUGGGUUGGCGGCUGGCUGAGUGCACUCGCGGCAGAGCGGCCAUUUCGAAUGCCCGGAACGCAGGUGCUCACUGCCGAGCUGUUGCAAGAAGCCUCCGACGAGACAUCGAACUCGGUGAUAGCAUCUUUGCAGGCACUGCCCGGCUUUCAGUUGUUGGCAAGUUUGGAGGCGGAGGCAGCCAUGUUGCGGGACAAGGAGGACGAAGACAAGCUUGCAAAAGGCGUGGCCGAGGCCGUGGCAAGGGGUGUCUUGCGGGAACACCCUCGAGUGGAACCCGUGUUACCGAUCGAGGCGGAAGGGAAGUCAGUGAGAGUUAUUGCUGAUGAAAUCCGGCUCAAGCUUGGGCGUGCUCCUGAAAACGGAUGUGUAGUGGUUAUACAAGGCAGCAGCGGCACCGGAAAGAGCACUCUCGUCAAGAAGCUCAAGGCUGGCAUGCCCAAGGCUGCAUGCUGGUCAAACGGCAAUGUCUUUCGUGCCCUGACGUUGCUGGCCCUGCAAAUGUGCCCGGGUGAUUUGAAGCCAGAAAAGCUGACGCACCAAUUCCUGGAAACGCUCAUCUCACGCUUGGAGUUCGGCAAGUUCAAAGGAGAAUUCGACAUUCAAAUCAAAGGCUUGGACCAGGAUCUUCUCGUCUCGGAGAUCGCCAAUACUCUGCUAAAAGAUCCCGAAGUCGGCAGCUUCGUCCCAAUGGUCGCCGCAAAGAUGCAGGGUGAGGUGGUGAACUUUGCGGCACAAGCGGCUUGCAAGAUGCAAGCAGCUGGCAUGAAUGUUCUUAUUGAAGGCCGCUCACAGUCUUUGGAUUAUGUCCGGACACCACACCGCUUUGAACUGUUAAUGAGGGAUCCGAUCGCCAUCGGAUAUAGACGAGCCGCGCAACGUGUGGCGGGCGCAGCUCGGGACGAGAUGAUGCGCGAUCCGAAGGAUGUGCACGCAGCCCUCACAUCGGCGUUGUCUCGGCUGUCUGCUCCCGAAAAGAUGCACAGGCAAAGGUCGCAGGGGAAAGCUGGACAAAUUUGUGUUUUGGCGCGGGACAGGUCUCAGAACGGCCCUGGCUUAUGCAAGUUGGGGCCGGACGGUUUCCCUGAUUUGGCCAACAUCCUGCGAUUGGGAGGUCCUCCAGAGGUGCUUGAAGACGGGCAUGUCUUGGUCGUUCCUCUUCGGAGCAAAUGCCGCAAUGUUCGUCAGAACGAGGUGCUGGAGACCAGCCUCUUCCACUUUUAUUCGUACCGUGUUGGCAUUGUGUGGCCUCCGUCUUCGAUCCGCUUGCGGGCCCAAGGAGGAGGAGCCGGGGGGGUUGUUCUGCCAGCACGAGUUCCGGACAAGUUGGGGGAUGACGACAUCUUGCCAGAUUGCUAUGAUUCGGCGUCCGGUGCAGGGAGAUGGAACUACCAGGCGAGGCUCGGCGAGGGCGGACUUGGUGUGGUCUAUCGUGCUUACGACUGCUCCGGAUCGCUCGGUCAUGUGGCAGUCAAGGUGCUGAAGCAUCCACAGCGCGCAUACUGGGGGAAGCAGCACUGUUUUUCCAUGCACCGCGAGAGCCAGUGGUCUUUGCAGAAACUGCACAACACAAAGGACGGCAGAUACUGCGAAUCUGCUGCCAAAUUGUUUGCACGUUACUUGGAGGACUACACUGGCCUGCUUCAAGUCUUUCCAGGAGACUUUGAUGCACGCCGAAAGAAGUUCGAGACUCCAGGAAUGGACUGGGAGAAGGAGGGGCCGAUUGUAUCCGUAGCUUCGCCUUAUGUGGUCAUGGAGCUGGUGGAAGGCGAGCCUCUGCACGUGGCGAUGGAUCGGGAGUGGCCUGGGCCUUGUGGGCCGAGUGGGCACGAUCCACCACCCAUGUCCGUUCACGAGAAGCGCCAGGUGCUGCUCCAGGCAGCACGAGCCCUUGAGUAUCUGGCAACCUUCGGCUUGAUACACCGAGACUUCCGGGGCUGCAACAUGCACCUGGCCGAGCGCGCGACAGAGAGCAGCCCUUGCAAGCUAAAGGCUGGAUGGGACGGGAGGACGGGAUGA
Symbiodinium sp. CCMP2592 is the source of this 2781-nucleotide messenger RNA. NCBI's taxonomy places the organism in Eukaryota, Dinophyceae, Suessiales, Symbiodiniaceae. The record is from the annotation of a GenBank genome assembly.